AGACUUGUAAUGAAAUCAAAGCAAUAUGAGUUUUCAAAUGAUGCAGAUAUGGAAAUGAAAGCUAAAAACUGCAGUAUUUUUUUUUUAAUUUACGACUAUGAAAAUUUCAUUGUCUCCAAGGAGGAGCUCAACUUUCCCCUUGCUUAUACAAUUUUGACACAUAAAGAUGCCGUCCAAACUGAAAAACUUCUCAGAGCUAUCUACAGACCACACAACAUUUAUUGUAUUCACGUGGACAAGAGUUCUAGUACUUCACUUCAUAAUGCCAUGAAGGCAAUAGCAAGUUGUUUUCCAAACGUCUUCAUUGUUUCGAAAGUUGAGGAUGUCAUUUAUGCAAGUUUUUCUCGAUUGCAAGCCGAUCUGAACUGCAUGACGGAUCUUUUGCAAACAAGAGAGGUUCCUUGGAAGUACAUGAUUAACCUACCAUCUCAGGAAUAUCCCCUCAAAACUAAUGCAGAAAUAGUUAAGAUUUUGAAACUUUUCCAUGGCAAAAGUAGUAUCGAGGUGCUUAGUGCCGAGAACUGGCGUCAUCGCUUUCAAGGGUCACAUCAAGUCAUUGGUUACGAGGUAGAACCAUCCAACAAGAAAAAGGAUCCGCCACCCUCUGGUAUUACUAUAGCAAAGGGGAGUGUGUAUGGUAUAUUUAGUCGAAGUUUUGUGAAUUAUUCAAUCAAUGAUGUCAAUGCUCAGGAAAUUUUAAAGUGGUUAGAAGACACGUACAGUCCUGAUGAAUUCUUUUGGGCGACUUUAGCCAGAAAUAGUCACCUUAAUGUUCCUGGUGUCUUCUAUAACGGUAUGAAAUCAACUAAAUUCUGGAUUGCUGUAACGGUGUCCUGGGAAGUUGAACGUAAAUGUCAUGGGAAAUAUGUCCACCUCAUCUGUGUGUUUGGCAUUGGUGAUCUGAACAAACUCGUAUCAGAGAAAACGCUUUUCGCAAACAAGUUUUACCAUAACUAUCAGCCUCUGGCAUUACAGUGUCUGGAGGAAUGGCAUUUCAAUAAAACCUUCAGUCAAGUACCUUUUGACUCCUAUUAUUAUAGGAAUUUAUUAAAUCAAUAA
Messenger RNA from Saccostrea echinata, 1059 nucleotides. Its product is annotated as beta-1,3-galactosyl-O-glycosyl-glycoprotein beta-1,6-N-acetylglucosaminyltransferase 3-like. NCBI's taxonomy places the organism in Eukaryota, Metazoa, Mollusca, Bivalvia, Ostreida, Ostreidae. Gene Ontology annotation, molecular function: acetylglucosaminyltransferase activity. Gene Ontology annotation, cellular component: membrane. The record is from RefSeq and is a predicted model, not a curated record.